AUGGAGAGUGGAGAAGUUGAUUACAAAAAAGAAGUUGAUAACAAGUACACUUGGGUGAUUAAGAAUUUCUCCUCUUUACAAUAUGAUAAAAUGUAUUCUGAGCCAUUCGUGAUUGAUGGCUGCAAAUGGCAUCUUCUGGCCUAUCCCAAGGGAAACAAAUUUAAUAAUAGCUUGUCUCUGUAUCUGGUGGUUGAUGACUCUAGAGCAUUGCCUUCUGGAUGGAAAAGAUACGCUCAGUUCUCUUUAACUAUAGUGAAUCAACUUGCGGAGAACCUCUCCCAACGAGGAGAGAAACAACAUUGGUUUAAUCAGAGAAAUCUUGGCUCGGGUUUUACAUCCAUGAUUCCCCUUCCCAACCUUCAUGCCAAGCACGGUGGAUUUCUUGUGAACGGCGAAGUCAAGAUUGUUGUGGAGAUUGAUGUUCUUGAAGUUAUUGGAAAAUUAGAUGUAUCAGAAGAAUCUGAUCAAGAGGCAAACCCACCUCUGAAAAGGAUCAAGCUUGAUGAUGAUAAUGAUGAUUUGCUCAAUGAGACUUCACUAACAAAGGAAAGCAUCGAUGUCAACGGGUUUCAAGUUCUUCCAUCACAGGUAGAAUCUGUGAAGUGUAUAUUUGAAAGACAUCCAGACUUUGCAUCAAGAUUCCGUCCAAAGAACCGGCACCUGAAGUCAACAUACAUGACUGUCCUCCUAGGACUAAUUAAGACGUUGUGCCAGUUGCCUGAUGAGCUCUCUGAUGAUGAUAUGGACGAAGCAUCCGUUGCAGUGUCAUACGUGGAAAAAGGAGGGUUUAAAUUGGAUUGGUUGGAGAAGAAGCUCGCUGAAGUUAAGGCAAAGAAGAAAAAAGUGGAGACUAGUAAGGCUCGACUGAAACAAACGGAGGAAGAGUUGCACAGAUUAAACCAGAGAUGCUUGGACCUGAAAGCUGUUCUGGAGAAAGAGAACGCAGACGUUUCAAAGGCCAAUGUUCCACUCUCGUUCGAUGAUAUCGUUUGA
Capsella rubella is the source of this 993-nucleotide messenger RNA. RefSeq names its product MATH domain and coiled-coil domain-containing protein At3g58370. The coding region runs from base 1 to 993 and encodes 330 amino acids. NCBI's taxonomy places the organism in Eukaryota, Viridiplantae, Streptophyta, Magnoliopsida, Brassicales, Brassicaceae. Gene Ontology annotation, molecular function: protein binding. The transcript has 4 exons. The record is from RefSeq and is a predicted model, not a curated record.